Penicillium pulvis is the source of this 1179-nucleotide messenger RNA. RefSeq lists its product as uncharacterized. The transcript has a single exon. The record is from RefSeq and is a predicted model, not a curated record. Lineage: Eukaryota; Fungi; Ascomycota; Eurotiomycetes; Eurotiales; Aspergillaceae. Gene Ontology annotation, molecular function: protein binding. The coding region runs from base 1 to 1179 and encodes 392 amino acids.
AUGUCAUCUUACCGCCACAAGCUAAUACCGCCAGCCAUGACAGAUCUCAUGCUAGGCAUGGACGACUGGGACGACGGUGGGGUUCCAUUGACGUACUUCCAUCACUUUAUUGCUUUUGAAUCAUUGCCUCUCCAAGAAAAGGACUUGGAUAUGGAUUUGUCUGUUUUCAUGAACCUUCCCCUCGAGAUCAAGCGAAUUAUCUUCAACUUCUGUGAUCCACCAACGAUUUUCCGUCUUAUGCAAACAUCCUCCUUCAUCCGGUGUGAGUGCUCGGACAUUUUCUGGAAGAAUGACAUAUGGUAUCGGCCCCAUCGUGCAUGCCCAUUCCUCAAGCCAAUCCAUCACUGCCCAGAGUUUGCCUCUCGAGUUAAGCAGGUGGAACUUGAACUUCCACACUUCUUGAACUUUAGGCAGCAACCUGAUCGUACGUUCCAAAAGUUCUGGAACACAUUGCAAGAGCGAUUUCCCUCGGCACAAGCUUUUGUUUUGAUCUAUGAUUACUUGUGGACCUCCCAUCUUCCUCCCUCCUCAGUGAAUUCCGAGGAGUACCUUGCCAUAUAUGAGCUCGUGGCAUCGGCUCCCCUAGGUAUCACUGCCCGUGUUGCGAAGAGGCAUAGCGACUGGCCCGGUCACAUACUUUAUGAAGUUCAACCUACUUUAUGGACUAUUGUCGAAGACCCAUGGGUUCCGAUGCGAGUCGUGCUGCCCGCAAGGAGGAUCCCACAUGACCUCCCCCUUCAUAACUAUUUGGUCCACGAACGGUCGCUAUAUUGCUGCAUUCGCCAGCAGAUUGGUGGGGAAUGGCUGAUACAGCAGACAUAUGCGCUUCAUUCUUCAGAUGAUAAUGGCGAGGAAUUCAAUCGCUCGCAGCCCGACUGUGACUACACGGUCGCAGAAUGGUGGAAAUAUGAGGCCCACCAUCGUACAAUUCAUGGUCAUACCAAAAGGGAUAUUUACGGCAUGUUUCCUUAUCACCCAGACACCGCGGCGGAGAUGAAGGCUACCAUCGAUGAAAAAGGACACCGUAUGGCGAACGAAUUUAGUAACAUUGCCAUCCUGGAAGAUACAAAUGUUCGAGACGAAGAGGCUAGGAAAAGGCAAUUUGAAGCUAUUCUCCAAUUUGAUGAAGUGCUCGAAGGGGGAUUGACUGAAUAUGGUAUUGGCCAUUCACCCUCCUGA